AUGAAAAUUUUUAGAUUAAAGAAUCUCAUUGGAUUAUUAACAGUAAAUUGUUCUAUUGAAAAUCCUCAUAUUUAUCAAGAAAUCGAAUCAGAAUCAAUUCAUAGAAAUACACCCGAAGUAUUUCAAGAAAUUCUAACGUCGGAUACAGAAAAAGAAUAUCAAAGAUCUAAGAAAUACAUCAAAAAAUUAAACAUAGCAUAUGAAACAGCUCAUUGCUUUUUAAGAGAAGUUAUUGAUGUUUUAAUAAAAGAAAACAAAACUUCUUAUAAGCUUAUGAAUGAAUUGAAAAAUGAAUCAAUUAACAAAUUAAUUUCUAAGAUAAAAGUGAUUAAAAGCUUAAUUAAUAUUAUUUUAAAGAUUGUUGACUAUCAUAAUGAAAAUUUAAAUAAUUUAGAUGAAUAA
Molecule: messenger RNA, 402 nt
Organism: Hepatospora eriocheir
Lineage: Eukaryota; Fungi; Microsporidia; Hepatosporidae
Source: the annotation of a GenBank genome assembly